Molecule: messenger RNA, 2036 nt
Organism: Spinacia oleracea (spinach)
Lineage: Eukaryota; Viridiplantae; Streptophyta; Magnoliopsida; Caryophyllales; Amaranthaceae
Exons: 2
Coding region: 67-1266 (399 amino acids)
Molecular function (GO): nucleic acid binding; RNA-DNA hybrid ribonuclease activity
Source: RefSeq, a predicted model, not a curated record
AUGAAGAUCAACCAUUGAUGAUGGAAGAUGCACGGUGAUGAUGCUGAUGAUGAUGGGUGAUGGACGAUGAACGGUGGGAACGGAAUGAAGCAGGAGCAGCGAAGAAUGAAGAAAAGGACGAUCGAAGAAGAUGGGGAGGAGCAGAAGCCGGUGCGAACCAUCCCCCUCUCGAGGUCCUGGCCGUGUGACUCAUAUUAUUGGUGGCCGACGAGUAAUGGAAUGUACAGCGUAAGGUCAGCAUAUUGGCUCGGUAUGAUAGGACACACUCGUACAUGGGAGCUGAAUUUUGGGGCAAGGGAAUCGGAUAUGUGGUCGUGGGUAUGGAGACUUGAUGGGCCACCUAAGCUAAGCCACUUCAUGUGGCGUGCCUGCAAAGGAAGCCUAGCUACAAUGGGGGUGUUGUUUAGACGUCAUAUACGACAAUCUAUGGUAUGUAAUGUCUGUGGUGCACCUGAUGAGUCUAUCCUGCAUACACUUUUUGAAUGCAAACACGCACAACUGAUAUGGGCAAGUAGUGAGUUUGUGGAUUACCUUAGGGACGCACCAGUCUCUUCUUUCGCUAAGAGAUUUGUGUGGUUUGCCAGCAAGCUAUCGAAGGAGAAGCUACGUUUGUUUGCUACCCUUGUGUGGGCAUGUUGGUGCUGUCGCAAUAAAGCAGUCUUCGAGGGAGGGGAGGUCGAGCCUGUGGAGGUGGCGGCUGGUUUUGUCCGUUUUGUGAACGACUACACGCAGUACAAUGAGAGGGUGGCAGUACACGCUACUGGCCCUGUGGUUACGUCAGCUAGCAGUUGGAACCCACCACCACAUGGAACAGUGAAGGUUAAUGUAGACGCCCAUACUUUCAGCACUGGUGUGGGGGUGGGAGUGGUGAUUAGAGACUACAGGGGAGUGAUACUCGCAGCUGCGGUGAAGCGCACUGACGCAGCCUGGUCAGCUGAGGUGGCAGAAGCUUCGACGGCUCUAUAUGGGGCUGCUCUGGCAAGGAGGCUCGGUUACGACAAGGUGAUCCUUGAAUGUGAUGCCAUGAACGUAGUUCGAACGAUUGACAAAGGUGAAGAAGGUGCGGCUCCAAUUUUCCUAUUUUAUGAGGAUAUCAGGAAGGUCAUAUCACAUUUCUCUUUCUUUAAAUGUAUCCAUGUUAGGAGAGGAGGCAAUACAGCCGCCCAUUUAGUAGCAAGAUGGGAAGUCGAAUUUGGUUCGGAACGCAUAUGUAUGGGCUGCUUCCCCCAAAGUUUAACAACUUUGGCAGAACUUGAUUUAACUUAAUAUAAUUGCCCGUUUUUUCCCUCAAAAAAAAUUAGAGAUGAGUUUGAGGCGAGGUGGGGCGGAACGGGGCCUACAAACCCGUAGCUUCCUACAGUUCUCAUCCUCAUCCCCUUACAUCCACCAUAUGAGCAUACCUACCCCUCCCAAUCCCUGUCUCGAGGUACAAAAUAAAAUUUAUCCCCUCUUCACCACCUCCUCUCUUGUGUAUACUCACUCAUUUCAUAAGAGUUUUGAAUUUUAAAACUCUAUUAUAGAGUCUUGAUAAUUCGUCUGUCUGAUUAGACUAAUUGAGUAAAUAAACAAAACAUUAUAAUAUGUAAGUUAGUAAUAGUUAUAUAUAUAUAUUCAUAAUCAAUUAGAUGAGCGAUUCGACGUGAUCAGGUCCAAUCUAAAAUCCAUCUCGCCCCGUCACACGCGAUGAAUACAUUUUUUAACCCCGUCACCCACCAAAAUUUCCUCCAUUCCCGCCCACUUAGGGCGGAUGCAUGGGUAGAUCUCCCAAAAAACCCGCCCUACAUACAAUCUGACAUCCCUAUGUUCGAUAAAUAAUUCACUUUUCCUUUCAACUAACCUUUAAAUAUGUUGACAUAAUUUUAUUCCGAAGUAUUAAAAUUGAUUGAAUUAGAUAUAAUAAAAGUGACAUACGUAAUUAGGAUUUGAUUAGUGUUAUCAAAUCUAAUCAAUUCAAACUCGCUCCAUCACUAAGGUGGAUACAUAUUACCUUAUACCCGCCCACCAACAACGUAACAAAUCUUUAUUUGUUAAGUCAA